AUGUAAUAUAUUUAUGGAUCCUUCAUAGAUGGAUGGUAUAAUCUUAGAUUCUUUCUUAAUUCUUAUUUUUAAGAUAGUGAGAAAAGAUUGAGACAAAUAUCAAAUAGUAUUUAUAUCCUAAAUCAUUUAAUAAAUGAUGAACUUGAAGUAGAUGUAAUUUAAUUACAUAUAUAUUAAUUGAUAGUAAAAGAUGGAGAAAUUAAAGACUUUAUUUGAAAGCACUAUAUGGUUUUCAUAUAGAACCAAAAUACCUUAAUUAUAAUGUUUAAAUUAUAUAAUAGAUUUAAGAUAGUACACUUACAUCAGAUACAGGAUGGGGAUGUAUGCUACGUGUAGGAUAGAUGGCUUUAUGUUAAUAGAUCAAAUACUUUUAUAAUUUAAACACUUAAUAGGAAUUGACAGAAUUAAUUUAACAAUUUGCAGAUAAUGAUGAGGAAGAAUUGUCUUAAUUUAUAAAUCGUAAUGAUGGGGAUUUGACAAUUCAAUAUAAAUCACCUUUCUCUAUUUAAAAAAUUGUAGUUUAAACAAAAUAAGAACUUUAAAAAUUACCAGGAGAAUGGUACAAACCAAACGAUAUUUUAUUUGUAUUGAAAUACCUAUUUCGAUAUUCUAAAUGUAUAAUGAAUUUAUUUAUAAAAUAGAUUAAAAGAAUCUUAGAAUAUAUAUAAAUCAUGAAAAUGCAUUUAUUUUAAGUGAUAUAAUUAGUUUAAUGUUCAAUACAAAUGGAGGUGAUGAAGAAUGGCUUAAAGAAUAAAUAUAAAAAGGUUAAAAUUAAUCACAUUAAUUUGGAGUCUCAAUCUUUAUAUUAACAAGAAUUGGAUUGGAGACUUGUAAUCUAGAAUAUCUAAAGGUUUUAAAUGAAAUAAUGACAUACCCAUAAUUCUAAGGAAUUUUAGGUGGAUUUCCAAAUAAAGCAUUAUAUAUCUUAGGAAGGGUAGGAGAUUAUUAUAUCUAUUUGGAUCCUCAUUAUGUUUAAUAUGCAUAAACAUAUUAGGAAAUGGAAAAUGAUAAAUCAUCUUAUGCUUGUUAAAAUAUUCAAUUAAUAGAUAGAACAUAACUUGAUCCAUCUAUGGCAAUAUCAUUUUGUGUAAAAAAUGCAUUAGAUUUGUUAGAUUUGUGGAGAAGAGUAAUAUAAAUAUUAUGAUUAUCUAGUUAAAAUAAUCAAAAUCUGAGAAUGGAGAGUCAUUUUUUAUUGCAUUAACAGAAACCCAUACAUUUUACUAGUUGGCAUAGUCUUAUUAUUAUGGAAGUGAUGAAGAUGAAAUUGUCACAAUUCUUAAUUGA
This is a messenger RNA of Paramecium pentaurelia, 1284 nucleotides long. NCBI's taxonomy places the organism in Eukaryota, Ciliophora, Oligohymenophorea, Peniculida, Parameciidae. The record is from the annotation of a GenBank genome assembly.